Oreochromis niloticus (Nile tilapia) is the source of this 5193-nucleotide messenger RNA. RefSeq names its product solute carrier family 39 member 14 (gene slc39a14). The transcript has 11 exons. NCBI's taxonomy places the organism in Eukaryota, Metazoa, Chordata, Actinopteri, Cichliformes, Cichlidae. Gene Ontology annotation, molecular function: monoatomic cation:bicarbonate symporter activity; zinc ion transmembrane transporter activity. The record is from RefSeq and is a predicted model, not a curated record. Bases 539 to 2074 code for a protein of 511 amino acids. Gene Ontology annotation, biological process: intracellular monoatomic cation homeostasis; zinc ion import across plasma membrane. Gene Ontology annotation, cellular component: plasma membrane.
GUCACAGCGAGAAGGACCACAUCCUCCACACGUUCCUGCUGCCAGGGGGUAAAAAGCGAACGUCCUGUCUGUGUGUGAACGACUGAGCAGUGCCGGAUGGAUCGUCCCCACCACAGCUGACAUUUUCACUCCCUGAAUUUGACAUCGCGGAUCGUGUCGGAGCCACGGGAAUUGAAUUGUUGACAGGAAUUGACGUCAAGCCUGAUUUUCUGCCCCAACAGUAUCACCCGGUGGCCUGGGAGGAGAGAGUUCAGAGUGCAGAUGUGAGAGGACGGACGAGAUGUGAGGAGCAAACUGCUGGAAAUUGCAAAGUCUCCAUUCAUAGAAAAGCCCGCUGCACUCCCGAGGACCCUGCUGCUCUCUUCAGACUCACAUUUCUCCCUCCCCAAAUCUAUCUCAGCUCCCAAGUUACCCGUGAGCAUUACUCAGCAGGCUGGGAGCCUCGGGGCAGACCGACUGAAACAGCCUCUUUACUCACCGGCUAUCAUUACGCACCUCUGUAGGAAAAGAUCGACGUCCUCCAUCCACUGAAGAAGACAUGCUCAUCUGCUCCCCUCAUGGCCGUGCCGCUACAUCCACCAGCCUCUUUCACGUUGACUGGGCGUUCCUGUUGGCUCUAGCUGUGGUGCUCUGCCCCACGGGCCAGGUGACAGGUCAGGUGGAGAGUCAGACGCAGUCACCUGCCCAGGUGCUACAGGACUUGCUGUCCCGCUAUGGCGACAACAGCACCAUCACGGUCCCUCAGCUGCGAUCUCUGUUAGCAGCCCUCAGCCAGGGCCAGAGUGAAAGUGACAGCGACAGCAGCAGCACAGCUGAAACACCAACAACCACACCUCCCCAGUUCAACGGCUCCAAGUGCUUGCCUGCAGACACACUGGCCAUUUACAGCUUCAGCGAGGAGUCGCGGCUGGAUGGGCGGGGUUUUCAGGCGCUGUGCCCCACCAUGCUGCAGCAGCUGGAUGCUGGAAGCUGCAGGGCACAUAAAGGGGAGGAGCAAAGCAGCGACACCUCCCCCAGGCCCUCAGACGCUGAAGUUUGGGGCUAUGGGAUCCUAUGCGUGACACUGAUCUCUCUGUGCUCGCUGGUCGGGGCAUGCGUCGUGCCCUUCAUGAAGAAAACCUUUUACAAGCGACUGCUGCUCUACUUCAUAGCCCUGGCCAUUGGCACUCUCUACUCCAACGCCCUGUUUCAGCUCAUCCCAGAGGCCUUUGGAUUUGACCCAAUGGUGGAUUUCUACGUGUCCAAGUCUGCCGUGGUGUUCGGAGGCUUUUACCUCUUCUUCUUCACUGAAAAAGUUCUGAAAGUGCUACUAAAGCAAAAGAACGGGAGCCACGGCCACAGCCACUACCCCGGUGCAGAUCAUUACUCAACCCCUGACAGGGAUUUGGAGGAGGGGGAGAAGGAGAAGCUGCAGCAGAACGGAGAAGCCAGCAGCCUGGCUCUGGGCAAAGUGGACGCAGGCGAGGGCGAGCUCAUGCUCAGCCCUGCACAGACACCACAGGACUCUCAGAGUCCAGACAGCGGUGGACGGUCAGGCACCAGUGGUGGCGGCUGCUAUUGGCUGAAGGGGACAACCUACUCUGACAUCGGCACGCUGGCCUGGAUGAUCACACUGAGCGAUGGCCUGCACAACUUCAUUGACGGCUUGGCCAUCGGGGCCUCGUUCACCGCCUCUGUUUUCCAGGGCAUCAGCACCUCGGUGGCGAUCCUGUGCGAGGAGUUCCCCCACGAGCUGGGAGACUUUGUGAUCCUGCUGAACGCCGGCAUGAGCAUACAGCAGGCUCUCUUCUUUAACUUCCUGUCGGCCUGCUGCUGCUACCUGGGCAUGGGCUUUGGCAUCCUGGCCGGUAACAGCUUCUCUCCCAACUGGAUCUUCGCCCUGGCAGGAGGAAUGUUCCUCUACAUCGCUCUGGCAGACAUGUUUCCAGAGAUGAACGAGGUGAGUCGUGAGGAAGAGGAUGCAGGCGGCAGCAGCUUCCUCCUCACCUUUGGCAUCCAGAACGCCGGCCUGCUGACGGGCUUCUCCAUCAUGCUCCUCCUGACGACGUACUCUGGACAAAUACAGCUGGGCUAGCAGCAGACUCCUCCAGGGUCACCAUCAGCUGCUUUGUGCUGUUGGAAACUGAGCCCUAAAGAAGAGAGGCUGGCUGAAAGUUUCUCCUCUAUUUUUCCUCCUGUUCUCAUUUUUUUCGGGUUCUGGACUUUGGGGAUUUUGGUUGUGCGGCAGGUACGCGCAAUCGUCUUUUAAAGUUAUACAAGAAGCUGCUUGAGCGCAGUUCCUGCAUGCAGAAGGUUCAAGGUCGAGGGUUUGACGGCCCCGUCUCCUCAGCGUUUCAAUCCUUUCUGCACAGCUGCCCCUGAAAACGUCCUGAAACAUCAACUGAAGCAGUCGCAAAAGACGGCUAUACUUGAUGUGCAAUACACUCACCCAGUCUCUCAGAUAUUUCUCUUUUCUUCAGACUGCUCUCCAGGCGUCUUUCCUCAACCUUCAUCCUCAUCAUCCAUCCUGGUUGAUGCCAUUGAGCCUCCACUCAGGCCAGUUGUGAUUCCUAGCGAGUGUUUAUAUCAUGAAUCCUCUGUGAAAAGCACAAUCAGGUAACAGCAGCUGUUCUCCAAACAUCUUUGAUUUCCAGGCACUACAUGUCCCCCCACUUUUUUUUUUUUUGUCCAUUCCAUACCAAAAAGCAAAUGUUAAAACAUUUAAACUGGAAUUGUUCCAACUUCCAGCUGGACUUUGUUGUCUGUGUGUCGAUUUUAUAUUUUUUUACACAUGAAUACUGACUUGUAAAGACCAAAUAUGGGCAGACCAUUGAAGUGAAGGGCUACGCAGUGAUGUUUGGAAGCGCACGUGUCAGUCAGCCAGCCGGGAACUCCCAAAGACUCCGGGGUCAGACACGGAAAAGGGACUAAGUGGCUUCAUCCAGAUCGCGGUGGCGCCAUUUCUCUGUAGUUAACCAUCUGUGCCCUUCAUUAGAAUAGCAAGUGAAAAGUUUUAGCUUUUUUAUUCCUUCUGAUCUUGAAUUCAGAGUGCAGAUCUGCAGUUUUCACAUAUCCCAUAGACUAUUUUUCCCAGAUUAUCUAUUCUUUUACGGUGUCGUUGUAACAGAAUACUGUAAGGUGAAUCAUCUGUAUAAUCACGCACACGUCACCUCGUCUGUGACCUUAUCCGUGUUAACUAUUCAGAAUUAAGAACAGAAGUACAGCCAAAAGUAUGUGGACAGACUCCAUGCCUCGUUUUGUUACCGGGCAGUUUUUAAAGGGGUUUUUGGCCAUUUAACCAUGGAAACAGUCUACACUGCAUUUUUAACCCAAUCCCACUAAGGGGAAUCAACUGACAUGAUUACGAUAUUUUUUAACUCAAAAGCUUUCAUGUCAGCAUCUGCAUUUUCUUUCUUUCUUACCACGUUAUUGAUCAAAAAACAAAGAUCAGCUGAAACUCAAACAAGGAUAGACUUUCUUUAAAAAAAACAAAAAAACAAAAACUGUGUAUUUCUUUUCUCAUUUUUAGGUGUUUCAUUAAGGACUUGUCCUUAUUUUCUGUUUAAUGUGGCUAAAGUUGCCUAAAACCCUGUGAGCCAAAAGCUCUUAAACACUAUUUUUCUUUACUUAAAAGGAGCUAAAACAGUUUUACCUUCAUCUUAAUGAAAUAAUAGUUAAUUUGAUUUGUGAACCUUGCACAGCAACUCUAGAGCUCAAGAGUUAAAAUGCAUUUGGAUAUCAGCCGAACAGAUCUUCUUUAAAUGCUUAAAAUUACUCAUUUGACCCAUUUAGUCGCGUUUUGCAGACGAAUAGAAAAGCUACUGCCAGCGCUGUGCAGAGGAGCUGUGUCAGUGAUGGAGCUCGUGUGUGCAUCCAUCCAGUUUGAUGGACACAACUACAAAUCUAGAAGAGCAGAGGCUGUUGUUAGGGGUACUGGGUUUGGGUGUCCACAUACAUUUGGCCAUGCUGUUAAAAAAAAAAAAAAAAAAAAGGUUUAUGAUGUGAGGGGUUAAUAGUUUAUUGGAUGGUCGGGAGGGGGUGGGAUACUUGUUCUGAGAUUGUCGGGUUGCUUUUUGUGUUUGUCUUACAGGUGGAUUAAAAAGAUUUUUCCUCAUCUGAAUACUGACAGUUCAACAGAGCUGACGUGAUCCAUUAUGUAGCAUCUUUACAUACUUUUCCUAAUGUGAGUGUAGAUUAGAGCUGUAGAAUAUUAUUUAUUAGAGCUAGAAGCUGAAACCCGUGAUAGGUUUACAAUAAAGACGACAUUGCAGUUCCAGGAAUGAGAAGGCAAGCCAUUACAAAGAGAGUACCCUGAGUGGUACAGCGAGUAUUACUGCUGCUUGAUAUGUCAUGUAACAGAUUAUUUAUUGUUGCUUAAGCCAUAAAAUAUUUAUUUUAUGCUUUACAUCUAAGAUCAAGUGUUGCGCUUAGCUUCACACCAUGAAUCCAGACGUAGUUUAGUUUUUAUUUAGAAUAAACGGGUCAGAUACAAGCUAAACCCUCUCUGCUCUGCACACUGUUAAUGUUGUGUUUAAAACUGAAGCCAGUGGAUUUACAGCACACACAGACUGACAACAUACCCACUUAGUUAAUGCAGAUAAUACAUUCAGAGACCAGAAGAGGUUCUUUGGAGCAGAAACAGGAACAAAAACCAGACGCAGAACACAGAAGAACAUUUUAUCGGGAAGUUUAAUAAUGAGGCAGAAAGAUUAAGGUUAGGAGGUUGUAUUGGGGGUCAGAUUGCUCAUGGGGGCGGGAGGGUAGAGUUUCUUACUUGUGGGGUUUCUAAUAAAAGUAAGGAAGCCAGAAUAGGAAAAAUAAAUGGUAAGAAUUUGGCUAAUUGUGAAUGUGUGUUGGAGCUCAGGCAGGGCAGCAGUGGGUCAGGGGCUGGAGGCAGGAACAAGCAGGAGAUCAUAGAAUAUAAUAAAAAAAACUACUGAUGUGUUCAAAUUAGAGCUGCAGCAUAGUGAUGGAGAAGACAAGAAAGCAAGAGUGAGGACAGAAGAGACAAAUCUACGAGGAGCUGACCUAGAACCAACCGACCGACUGACAGGAUGGACUUUCUGGCCAUUUUAAUAUUUGCAGCGCUCUCGCAGACUUGUAAAGGAUCAUUUUGAAAAGUAUAGUAUCUAAUUUCAUGUAUGAGAUUCCUCGUUAGCCUUCUGUGUGUGUCAUGGAGAUUGUUUUUAUAUAUAAAUUUCAUUUUCCAAGAAA